This is a messenger RNA of Darwinula stevensoni, 1042 nucleotides long. NCBI's taxonomy places the organism in Eukaryota, Metazoa, Arthropoda, Ostracoda, Podocopida, Darwinulidae. The record is from the annotation of a GenBank genome assembly.
CGGAUUCUCCCGAGGGCGCCCUAGUGACGAGAGAAACGCCGCGGGGCUUUCCACCCUCGUCCUCGUCCUUGGCUUCGACCUCAGUUCGUUUUCUCACCCGGUGUCAGUCGUGUCAGGGUUUCAUUCUCAGGACUAUGGAAGCUCCACUCUCUCCGUCUCUCUACUUCAAUUCUUUGAAUAUCGAAGAUACUCUCCCGAGUUUCUUCGGGCCCCAGCUGUUGAAUUCCAUCACAUCUCUCACAUCCACGCUCAAUCAGGAUCCAGAUGAAAAACCCCAAUUAGGCCUUCAGGAUGUGAACAACUGCAUAUUCUUGGAUUAUACUAAGCUCAUCUCUCCAUUGACGUUUGAGGGAUCCCCGAAAUUCUUCCCCAAAUUCCCACCCCCGUAUCCACUAUACGACAAAACCCCACGAGAUGUGGCCUCGUUGAUCCAGAAGCGUGAAUAUGGGGAAUUCCACAGCUACAAGGAUGCAGAGAAGAAUCUAGAAAUGGCUAUCAAAUCCCUGCCUAGCCGCCGAGGUUCUUCCGAUGACGAAGGCGGUGGAAUUGCGGAGGGAGGAGGAGGAGAGAACGGAGGGAUAGGAGUCACCUGCAACAUCUGCCUUCACAAUCUCGUGAACACAGUGUUGAUUCGUUGUGGCCAUUUGGGACUUUGUUAUGCAUGUGCUUUGGAGCAGUGGGUCGGUCCUGGACAAGGAUUAUGCCCCUUCUGUCGAGCUCCCAUCUCCCUCAUUCAAAAGAUCACUCCAUUGUAGAUCAUUCUCAUUUCCCGCUGCUCACUAUCGUGUCCGAGUCUCCCCACGUCGUCUUGUGAGCUAUCUUACCUUACCGGUCGGUCCCUCUACUGAACAAUUUUAUUUUAUCUCCUUCCCUCCAAGUCCCAUUCCUCAUUGAAGUGUGUUUCUGAAGUAUUGGAUUUUAUUGUCGUCAGUCCUCGUAUUAUUGUUUUUGAGUGAUUUGAGGUGUCGGGUUUCAAAGCGUUCUCACAUUGGUUUCAUCUAUUCCUGGAUUUUUAUGAAUAAAUGGGUUUUAUCUUUCUCAG